UAACUGUCUUGUAAAUAAGUCUCGUGUAGUUUGCAUUCUGUUACAACAAUUGCAGUUUAGAUUUUAUUGUACUGCAUUUAUUGGAUUUUCUGAUAUUGACGUCCUUCUCUAUCUUACCGUCUGGACUGUAAAACAGCGAAUUGAAGUUGAAAUUGAAAGUUCUGCAGGGUUGACUAACUGGGCUUCGAUGCCUGGCCAAGUCUCCGUCGUUCUCCAGAGGCGCCGCGGUGUCAUUGUUGAUAGCCUCGUCAAAUUGCCAGUAUAGAGUUUGAUUCGAUUCGGGUGUGAUCGCAAAUCCUGGAAAUCCCUAACGAGCGAUUCGUCUUCCGUCAACAAGCACUUGGUUGAAUCAGUAAGAAACCCCAAUUAAGUGUCUUGUUGGGUUGUCUUAAUGGAUUCGACGAUUAUGGACAAUUAUAGAUUCAAAAGCUGCUCCCUUUUCUCCCUGUUCAAUGAACCGUUUGCUGAUACCGUAGAUGUUGUUUACCCAAAUUGUAAUUUUUAUGGUCCAGGCAGGGUUGUGGGUUGUUGUAAUGGGUAGAUUUGUAUGUUCAGUCGUUGUUCAGGAGUCAUGAUCUUAAACCCAGCUUUAUGAGAACUUAGAAUGCUGCCGAAUUGUUGCAGUGCAUUCGGCUUUGGUUAUGAUUCUUGCAACAAAGUUUACAGAGUGGUAACUAGCUCCCCUUAUAGUUAGAGAAGAAUGGUUAGGGUAAGGGUGUAUUCGUGGAGGACCAAUUCUUGGAGGAAUCAAGAUUGUGAAUUUGAUCCUCAGUCAAUUUGUUGGUGGUACUUUGAAUUAGCUGUUCAGGAGUAGAGAACAGAUUGUUUCACUUGAUUUAGCAAAUGAGACUGUUGAGGAGGUGUUGCAACCAGAUUAUGAUGAUGGUGUGAAACUAGAAAAGUUGGGGAUUUUGGAAGGUGCCUUUGUGUGCUUUGUGUUCUUUCUUUCUUUAUUUAUUUUUUUUUCUCUAAUGGAACAAACCUGUGUUAUUCUUUUCAGAGAAUGGUGAAAUCCUGUUAGAUUGGAACACCUAAAAUCUACUUUGAGAGCCUAGUUUCACCUAUAGCUGGCAAUUGGCACACAGAAUGACACCGGUUGCAUAACAGAAGGUAAAUAAGAGAGUCUUAUUUGAUUUCUUUUGCUAUUUUUUAAUACUUCUUCCUUUUGCUUUAAACUAUUUCUCCCAGUUUACUAGUUAUGCUUUCAUCUAUUUCAGAUCUUUUGAUAUUGUAAUGUCUUUCGGUUUUAAGGCCACACAUUAUUUUUAGUGAAGUUGACUAAUCCUUUGGUCUUUAUUCAUCUUCUUGGAUACACAUGCACAUCAGAGAAAUGGUUAGAGUUAUCUUAUAUUCUUAGGUAUUUUUGAGGGAAGUAAUACAUUUCCCCUUAAUUCCCAAACUUUCACUAGAAAUUCAGUGUCAUCCCUCAGCUUUUAUUUGCAAGAAUCAUGUGCAUAAAUGUUUUAAUUAAUA
Rubroshorea leprosula is the source of this 1473-nucleotide messenger RNA. NCBI's taxonomy places the organism in Eukaryota, Viridiplantae, Streptophyta, Magnoliopsida, Malvales, Dipterocarpaceae. The record is from the annotation of a GenBank genome assembly.